Messenger RNA from Lotus japonicus, 939 nucleotides. RefSeq lists its product as uncharacterized. The transcript has a single exon. NCBI's taxonomy places the organism in Eukaryota, Viridiplantae, Streptophyta, Magnoliopsida, Fabales, Fabaceae. The coding region runs from base 1 to 939 and encodes 312 amino acids. The record is from RefSeq and is a predicted model, not a curated record. Gene Ontology annotation, biological process: meristem maintenance; meristem development.
AUGGCUUCUGAUUCUGACAACAUCAUUCCAUUGGCUGCUGCUUUUGAAAUGAACGAAGCCAAACCAGUCCAUAUUCCAGACCCACUGUAUGAGGCGGAGAAGAGGGCUAUUUGGAAAUCUCAGGUACUCAUCCCUAUCUCUAUUAAUGGUACCUUAGGUGUCAUUUUAGGUCCCUUGAAGAAAGCGAAAAAGGAUAGGCUUACUAGUCUUCCUGAUGGUUAUGAACAAUUUCACCCCAGUAUUCGUGGGGAAGAGCUUAUUCUUUCUUUUCGACCUUCCUAUCGCUUACCCUUUCUGAAAGAUCCCAAAAGGGCUUUUAGAUCUACCCCGCCCAAUCCGACUGCUGGUGACAGAGCCUAUUUGAAAUGGCUUGAUAGGGUGGAAGCCGGUAAGUCUAGGCACUGGAAGGUCACCGGGAUUUUCGACCUAAUUCAGUUGUCGAGAUCGCCAAUCUCUUAUAACCCUGCUAUGCUCUUGAGCUCACUCUUCUUUUGGGAAAGGUCUACCAACAGCUUCCAUGUUCCUUUUGGCAUGAUCACUCCCACUCUUCUCGAUGUCGCUGCCAUCACUGGCCUUUGGGUUGUGGAUGAUGAUUAUCAUUCCUCUACUGCCCCAACGAAACCCAUCGCCAUUUCGACGGACAACAUAGCCUUCAGCAGAUUCAUUAAGGAUCAUUAUGACGAAGACGGUGAAGUUUCUGAUGCUGAGCAUGUCGCGUUUCUCUUAUAUUGGCUUUCUGCUUAUGUAUUCUGUACCAAGUCUCUGAGAAUUCCUGCCAAGCUUCUUCCUUUGGCUAACUUGUUGCAUGAGGGUCGAAAAAUUGCUAUGGCUAGACUUGUGCUUGGUAACCUUUAUCAGAUGAUUAAUGAAGCAGUAGCCGAUAUCCGAGAUCCCAAAGUUGUGUCUCUGAACGCAGCCGGUCCAUUGUGGUUGCUUUAG